AUGAAGAUCAAGACGAUAUCAAGGUCGUCUGACACUUAUGUUCCUGUGCGAAACACGCAGGAGUCUGCACUUCCAAGAAAUUUGGAUCCAGCACUGCAUCCUUUUGAAAGAGCUAGAGAAUACACCAAAGCACUCACAGCGACUAAGAUGGAGAGAAUGUUUGCGCAGCCGUUCAUUGGUCAACUAGGUCGUGGCCACAGAGAUGGUGUCUAUAGCAUUGCUAAGAACUACAAGACGUUGAACAAGAUAGCCACUGGCUCUGGUGAUGGUAUAGUAAAGUACUGGGAUUUGGCUUCAAGGGAGGAGACGUACAGCUUCAAGGCCCACUACGGAAUGUGUACCGGGCUUGUUGUAUCACAACCAAACAGUCGUCUUUUGUCCUGUGGUGACGAUAAAACAAUCAAAUUGUGGGAUGUGGACAACCAGGAUAAGAGCCAGAAGGAGGAGACCGAAGCAUCCACGGCUGGACUGGUGAAAACGUGGAGGGCAGAGCAUUCUUUCAAGUCCAUGGAUCACCAUUACGAGGACCCUGUGUUUGUGACGGGAGGUGCGACUAUAAACCUAUGGGAUCUAAACCGCAACAACCCAAUCAGUGAUUUGUCAUGGGGAGCAGACAACGUGAAUACAGUCAAAUUCAACCUAACGGAGACAUCGAUAAUAGCAAGUGCUGGUUCAGACAACUCGAUAAUAUUGUACGACAUAAGGACCAACUCGCCUAUCCAAAAGAUCAAGACUUCGUUGAGGACGAAUGCCAUUUGCUGGAACCCAAUCGAGGCCUUCAACUUUGCAUCUGCUUGUGAAGACCACAACGCUUACCUGUGGGAUAUGAGAAACAUGGCCAGAUCCUUGAACGUUUACAAGGACCAUGUAAGUGCGGUGAUGGACGUGGAUUUCUCUCCGACUGGACAGGAGUUGACCACGGGUUCAUAUGAUAAGACCAUAAGAAUUUACGAUGUCAAGAAGGGCCACUCCAAGGAUAUAUAUCACACCAAGAGAAUGCAACAUGUUUUCAUUGUGAAAUACACGAUGGACUCAAAAUACAUUUUGUCGGGGUCAGAUGAGGGUAAUGUGAGAGUGUGGAGAUCAAAGGCUAACGAUAGAUCCAGUGUCAAGUCCACCAGGGAAAGAUCCAAAUUGGAGUAUGAUGAGAAGCUCAAGGAAAGAUUUGCCAACAUGCCUGAGAUUAGAAGAAUCGCCAGACACAGACAUCUUCCAAAGAGCGUUAAGAAGGCUGGUGAGAUCAAACGUGUGGAGAUCCAAUCUCUGAAGCGUAGAGAGGAUAACGAGAGAAAGCACAGUAAGCCGGGUGCUGUGCCCUACAAGAGUGAGAGAGAGAAGCACGUGAUGGGCCAGGUUUUCAAAGAGUAA
Messenger RNA from Kuraishia capsulata CBS 1993, 1368 nucleotides. RefSeq lists its product as uncharacterized. The record is from RefSeq and is a predicted model, not a curated record. Gene Ontology annotation, molecular function: protein binding. Lineage: Eukaryota; Fungi; Ascomycota; Pichiomycetes; Pichiales; Pichiaceae. Gene Ontology annotation, biological process: maturation of SSU-rRNA from tricistronic rRNA transcript (SSU-rRNA, 5.8S rRNA, LSU-rRNA). Bases 1 to 1368 code for a protein of 455 amino acids. Gene Ontology annotation, cellular component: nucleolus; small-subunit processome. The transcript has a single exon.